AUAGGAGUUAAGGGGAAGGCCUGAAAGCCAAAGUCUCUGCAGUACUUAUCCUUUACUGAAGAAACCAGAAUCCAGAAGAAUUAAAUGGGAACACGAAACAGAAAAAAAAGACAAGAUUCUGAAGCACGUUAACCGAGAAUUAAAACUACAUUUCCCAGCAAAGAGCACGUCGAGGAAAGCGUACGAUUCGAGUUCCAGAUCCCUUUCCACAACACUUGGAAGAAAAGACUACAUUUCCCGGCAGGACCUUCAGGUGCGCGCACGCAAGCGCACUAGUAUCCCCUAGCCCGGGAACGAGGAUGAAAAAAGUUCAGGGGGGGUGUUGCAGUUGCUGUCGCUGCGGUCUUCAUCGCUGCCGUCACAGUUGGCUCGUUUUGGCUCGUCCUCGGUAGGUGGGUUUGGGUAGCAGCCAUGGGCCUCAGGCGGACCAGGGGAGCAGGGGAGAAGGGAGCGGCAACAUCUCACCCGUUGUGGUCCCCCCAUCCUGGGCCAGGCUGUGGUGCCCCAAGACACUAAAAGAAGCCAUUUUUACCACAGCCAUGGCCUUGGUGUCAGCAGAUUCCCGAAUAGCUGAACUACUCUCGGAGCUCCAUCAACUAAUCAAGCAAACUCAGGAAGAACGCUCACGAAGUGAACAUAACCUGAUUAACAUCCAGAAGACACAUGAGCGAAUGCAGACAGAAAACAAAAUCUCUCCCUACUUCCGGACUAAGCUUCGAAGUCUCUACACCACAGCCAAGGCAGAUGCAGAGGCAGAAUGCAAUAUUCUUCGAAGAGCUCUAGAUAAGAUUGCUGAGAUCAAGUCUCUGCUGGAAGAAAGGCGAAUUGCGGCUAAAAUCGCAGGAUUGUACAAUGAUUCAGAACCUCCACGGAAAACCAUGCGCCGAGGGGUGCUGAUGACACUGUUGCAACAGUCAGCCAUGACAUUGCCCCUAUGGAUUGGGAAACCUGGGGACAAGCCUCCACCCCUCUGUGGGGCCAUUCCAGCUUCAGGGGACUACGUAGCAAAGCCAGGUGAUAAGGUGGCUGCUCGGGUGAAAGCUGUGGAUGGGGAUGAGCAGUGGAUUCUGGCAGAAGUGGUCAGUUAUAGUCAUGCUACCAACAAAUAUGAAGUUGAUGACAUUGAUGAGGAAGGCAAAGAGAGACACACCUUGAGCAGAAGACGCAUCAUCCCACUACCGCAAUGGAAGGCCAAUCCUGAGACAGAUCCUGAAGCUUUAUUCCAGAAGGAUCAGCUUGUUCUGGCACUGUACCCCCAAACUACCUGCUUCUACCGGGCUUUGAUCCACACUCCUCCACAACGGCCCCAGGAUGACUACUCUGUCCUGUUUGAAGAUACCUCUUAUGCAGAUGGCUACUCUCCUCCCCUCAAUGUGGCCCAGAGGUAUGUGGUGGCCUGCAAGGAACCCAAGAAGAAGUGAGGUUCGGUUUGACUGAAUCAUGGACUUCGUUGACUUGCCUUUGUUUACCUGACUCAUCUGCCAUGCCCUCUUCAGGGGGAAAUUGAUGUAUCAUUCACUGCGGACUAAUAAAUAUACAGCCCUGUCCCCCA
Molecule: messenger RNA, 1552 nt
Organism: Monodelphis domestica (gray short-tailed opossum)
Lineage: Eukaryota; Metazoa; Chordata; Mammalia; Didelphimorphia; Didelphidae
Gene: SGF29
Product: SAGA complex associated factor 29
Cellular component (GO): SAGA complex
Source: RefSeq, a predicted model, not a curated record